This is a messenger RNA of Alternaria rosae, 748 nucleotides long. RefSeq lists its product as uncharacterized. NCBI's taxonomy places the organism in Eukaryota, Fungi, Ascomycota, Dothideomycetes, Pleosporales, Pleosporaceae. The coding region runs from base 202 to 684 and encodes 160 amino acids. The transcript has a single exon. The record is from RefSeq and is a predicted model, not a curated record.
UGCUCCUCAGCUACCACAAAUAGCACUCCGUUUCUAUCCUCGAGCUCCACGCCUGCUCCUAUCACGCCCGCUCCUACCCCAACAUUCCUCGUAACCCGCACAUCAAGCUUAGCUACAGUAACAACAUGCUUCCCCAAACCAACCACAACCAACCACAUCAAGAACCCCGGAUUCGACUACGAAACCACCUUCGACACUUCCAUGGCCUACUGGAAAGUCAGCCAGGUCGGUGGUGCUUACGCUGACGCCUCUUGGGUUUACGCCAAUGUAGGCCAGACGUCAAGAUCCAACGGUUUCAUGGGCGUCACACAGAGUGGCGCCUCCGGCAAGGGCGAUAGCACUCUCACCCUCUCGCAGAGCGACAUAUUCAUUCCCGCUGAUGCGAUGGUCGAGGCCAGCGCAUGGGUCAAGCCGCUGCGUUCUUCCAACCAUGUUCGCGGUGGAAAGGCAUUCUCCAUUGCGCUGGUGUUCGAUGGCGAGGCUGUUGUUACUCUUACUCCGAGCAGCACUAGCGGCAAGACUCUUGUUUCCAGCAAGAUUGCUGUGAACAAUGCGAUGGAUCUGCAUACUUUGGCGCUGGUGGUGCGCACGCAAGGUGUUGACGACAAGAACAUCUUCGCUGCUGAUGACUUUGUUAUUAAGGUUGUUUCUGGACCCAAUAACCUCAAGCUUUGCACGGAGUAGGCGAUCUUCUUUGUAACGAUGUAACUGCGCACAUGCGAGCAUUUCCUUUGUCUCAGAGGGUGGC